Lotus japonicus is the source of this 2325-nucleotide messenger RNA. Its product is annotated as mitogen-activated protein kinase 10-like. Gene Ontology annotation, biological process: intracellular signal transduction; protein phosphorylation. Gene Ontology annotation, cellular component: nucleus; cytoplasm. Bases 383 to 1975 code for a protein of 530 amino acids. NCBI's taxonomy places the organism in Eukaryota, Viridiplantae, Streptophyta, Magnoliopsida, Fabales, Fabaceae. The transcript is spliced from 11 exons. Gene Ontology annotation, molecular function: ATP binding; MAP kinase activity. The record is from RefSeq and is a predicted model, not a curated record.
AAUAAAAUCUUGUCUUGUUUUGUUUUGUGUUGGUUUGGUGGUUGGUUGCUGCUGAGAGUUUUGAGUUUUCAAAUUUCAAUCCUUGUUUCAAGUUUAAGCCUUUGCUGAGUUGGAUUUCAUGGGGCCAUGUUAGCUCUUUCCUGAUAUUUAAUCCACCACGUGACAUCAAUUUCUUCACCCACGUUUUUGUGUCUUAAGAAGGAAGAUAACGGCGUGGUUGAAAAUAUCUUCCUUUAUGACUAUACCUUUGGUUGAUGAGAUUUACUACAUGGUUAGAUGGUAUUCCUUGUGUUUUUCUUUUCAUCCACCAGAGACUUUUUUUCUUGUCUUUCUUCCUACGUUUUCUGUGUAAUGUGCUUUGCACGCUUUAGGUGCACCAUACAUGGUUGGCUCUCCAAAACCAUUCUGUACAUCAGUGAGUGAUUGGUAUGAGCUAAGAGGCGGUGAAUUGGAGAAGAGAAAAGGUUUUGGCCUUGAAAAUUCAAAAGAGAUGGAUUUUUUCUCCGAAUAUGGUGAUGCCAACAGGUACAAAAUUCUAGAAGUUGUUGGGAAAGGAAGCUAUGGUGUUGUUUGUUCAGCCAUUGAUACUCAUACUGGUGAGAAGGUUGCAAUAAAGAAGAUUCAAAAUAUCUUUGAGCACAUAUCUGAUGCUGCGCGUAUUUUCCGUGAGAUAAAGUUGCUUAGACUUCUUCGACAUCCUGAUAUUGUUGAAAUUAAGCAUGUUAUGCUGCCUCCUUCUCAGAGGGACUUCAGAGAUGUUUACGUUGUUUUUGAGCUCAUGGAGUCUGAUCUGCAUCAAGUCAUUAAAGCCAACGAUGACUUAACAAAAGAGCACUAUCAGUUUUUUCUUUACCAGUUACUUCGUGCAUUGAAGUAUAUUCACACUGCAAACGUCUAUCAUCGAGACUUGAAGCCAAAGAAUAUACUGGCCAAUGCAAACUGUAAACUCAAAAUCUGUGACUUUGGGUUAGCUAGAGUUGCUUUCAAUGACACACCAACAACCGUGUUUUGGACGGAUUAUGUUGCUACAAGGUGGUAUAGAGCGCCAGAGCUUUGUGGAUCAUUUUACUCAAAGUAUACUCCAGCAAUUGAUAUUUGGAGUAUAGGUUGCAUCUUUGCUGAAGUAUUAAUAGGAAAACCACUUUUUCCUGGAAAAAAUGUUGUUCAUCAGCUGGAUCUAAUUACUGAUCUGCUUGGUACUCCGUCAAUAGAUACUAUAUCCAAGGUGCGCAAUGAUAAGGCAAGGAGAUACCUAACUAGUAUGAGGAAAAAGCACCCUGUACCAUUUACACAAAAAUUUCCUACCGCGGAUCCUUUAUCGCUACGACUACUGGAAAGGCUGCUUGCCUUUGAUCCAAAAGACCGGCCUACUGCUGAAGAGGCAUUAGCUGAUCCUUACUUCAAGGGACUUGCAAAAGUUGAGAGGGAACCAUCCUGCCAGCCUAUUACAAAAAUGGAGUUUGAAUUUGAGAGGCGAAGAGUCACAAAGGAAGAAAUUCGAGAGUUGAUUUUCCGUGAGAUUCUAGAGUACCAUCCUCAGUUAUUGGAAGACUACACAAAUGGAACAGAGAGAACUAAUUUUCUUCAUCCAAGUGCUGUUGAUCAAUUCAAAAAGCAGUUUGCUCAUCUUGAAGAAACUGUUGGUAAAAAUGAUCCAGUUAUGCCACUUGAAACAAAACAUGCAUCACUUCCCAGGUCCGCAAUUGUACAUUCAAAUAUGGUGGCCCCCAAAGAGCAAUCAAAUAUUGCUUCCUCCAGAGAUACAGGAAAUCCUUUGACAAGGUCCAUUCAAGGACGGCAAAGAAUUCCACAAGCAAAAUCUGAGAAAGUUGGUGGGCCAGUUGCUCAACACGAAUAUGAGAGUGUUGUCAAGGAUUCAUAUGAUCCCAGGACAUUAACCAGAGGCAAAACUUAUCCAGCAAUAUGGAGUCAAAGCCAAAAUAGCGGCAGAUAUUCAUAUAACUACAAAUACUGAUCCCAACCCUUUUUAGAAGAGGACUGAACAAGAUGAAUGGAUAACCAUUGACUCAAACUUUCUGCAGUCAAAGGAUCAAUAUGGUGGGAUUAGUGCUGCUGCUGGUAUCACUGCUCUUAAAAAGGUUUGACUUGUUCAACAUUGUAUGACAAGGAUGUUAUAGAAGGCUGUCUUGUGAAUUUUUUUUGCCAGGUGGAGCAAUCCCUUUGGAGGAAAAAAAGGCUCUUUGCAGUGGAGAAGCUGUCGUAUCCAGUGGUGCUUUUGGUGUAAAAUGACUUGAGUUAGGCAUGUUUGAAAGAGUUUGUGUUUGAAAAAAAGAUUUAUGUAAAUAUCUUAUGAGUUAUGACUUA